Messenger RNA from Penicillium lagena, 1869 nucleotides. RefSeq lists its product as uncharacterized. Gene Ontology annotation, cellular component: nucleus. The transcript has a single exon. The coding region runs from base 1 to 1869 and encodes 622 amino acids. Gene Ontology annotation, molecular function: zinc ion binding; RNA polymerase II cis-regulatory region sequence-specific DNA binding; DNA-binding transcription factor activity, RNA polymerase II-specific. NCBI's taxonomy places the organism in Eukaryota, Fungi, Ascomycota, Eurotiomycetes, Eurotiales, Aspergillaceae. The record is from RefSeq and is a predicted model, not a curated record. Gene Ontology annotation, biological process: positive regulation of transcription from RNA polymerase II promoter by galactose; DNA-templated transcription.
AUGGAAACAGUGCACCAGUCUAAGCGGCGUCGUGUGGCUGUAGCCUGUGAUGAUUGCCGACGACGCAAAAUCCGAUGUGAUGGCCAGCAACCCUGCUGCACUUAUUGCCUAAACCAUGACCUGUCCUGCGUGUACCAAAAAACAUCGCAACGCGUGCAGGUGCCACAAGAGUACCUGAACUCCUUGCUGCGUCAGGUAGAGGAGCUACGCCGCAAUGCUCCCCAGACCAAUUCUGAGCUGAUAACGACGGUGCCUCCGGCCGCCGUGGAAACGCAACCGACUAUCAUACCCUCGCCGCAGUCUGUUGACGAUCGGAAGAAUGAGAACAAUGAAGAAUUUUCCACCGAUGCGAUGGUCUGUGCAGGUCCCUCGCCACAGACCGGCAGGGAAUAUUUCGGUAAAUCAUCAACGCUGGCAUUCCUCGAGGUGCUACAGACCAUGACUUCUCGCACCGGCACCGCGGUGAUGAAGGAUAUGCAUCGAUCACCGCAAAUAGAUAGCUUUUCAGUACCCGGGAUGCUUAAUCUUCAGGCCCCAUUGCUGCCUCCUCGUUCAACGGCAGAUCACCUCGUCGAUACCUACUUUACACGGGUUUCAUACCUGUACAUGAUUCUGCACGAGCCGACUUUCCGCAACCGGUACGAACAACUGUGGCAGUCCGGGCCAGAUGAGCCUGACCGCCUCUGGUUGUGUAUCAUCAAUGCGGUCUUUGCGCUGGGGAGUUUAUUCUCAGAUCGGUUGCCGGCGGAGAAUAGCGAGACGACGGCCCGGUCGUUCUUCGCACAGGCCAAGCAGCUUCUCAACUUUGACUGUCUUGACUCGGGAAGUUUGACCAUGGUCCAAGCUCUCUUGCUCAUGGGUCAGUACUUACAGAGUACCACACAGGUCAACCGCUGCUGGUACGUGUUUGGGCUAGCGAUCCGAACUGCGCAAGGACUCGGUCUGCAGUCAGCAGAGGCUAACCAGCGCUGUCCACCGCUGGAGCGUGAGUUGCGGAGGCGCUGCUGGUUUGGCUGUCUCAUCAUGGACACAAUGGUCGCUAUGACCUUUGGAAGGCCGUUGAUGAUCCCUUCGGAGCACUAUGAGGCCGUGGUAGACAAUGACGACGAGAUGCCGGCUUGUGUUGAUGAUACGUGUAUCACGCCUACUCAAAUAUUUGCUCAGCCAAAGCAUGUAGCUGCUCCAAAGAUCCUUCUGUUUAUCUACAAGGCCAAGCUCUAUGUCGUGCUGCACCGCAUUCUCAAAGCCCUGUACCAGGGAAAUGGCGAGACGACUUAUUCAGGAGGCGAGAUGCUCGAGUUUGACCGACAAUUGCGUGCAUGGAAGGAUAGUUUACCACCAUGCUUACGAAUGGACAGCUCUGUGAACUUGAAUGAUAGUCUUGACUCCCUCCGUCGACGACAUGUUCUUCACGCCCGCUAUCUUACUAUUCGAAUCCUUCUAACACGGCCCAGUUUAGCAACCGUCACACAGAUAACAAGUGCUAACGAUGGUGGCAAGGACUAUCUUCGCCCAUUACACGACUCUUUCGCACUCACAGCUGCAGAGAGCUGCAUAGACACUGCCAUACAGUUGAUCGAGCAUAUCCGGAAGAAUGUUAUCGCAGACGGCCACUUGCUCGGCGCAGCGUGGUACAAUACGUACUCCGUGUUUAGCGCGGGAUUGGUCCUGUUCGCUGCACAGAUUAUCCCCGGGCUGCAACGCGAGACGACCGUGACGUCCUGGAGGGCGAGUAAGGAGAUUAUGAAGGCGCUAGCGGUGCGGUGCAGCGCGGCGAGGACGUGUGUGUCUAUUCUCGAACUUUUCGAAAAGCACCUACAGGGUAAGUUCACUUACUCCACGAAAACGAAGGCCAGUGCUCAUUAUUAG